UGUGGGAUGUCAUAUGUAAAGAAGGAGAUUCUCAUUGGAGGCAAAGAGAAAGAGAACAUCGCUAUGCACGUUUUGAGGAAAGGGGGGGUAAAAAAAGGAAAAACAAAAAGCAUCCUACAUGCUGAAGCCAUCUUGCUCACACUGACACUCUGGACUCCAGGACUCCAGACCUGAUUAUUAAGUGGCUUUGAAAAAGAGCUCAAUCAAGAGCAGGAUGAUGUCCUCCAAGUUGAAGUGGCUGAUUGUGAUCCAGCUCCUGCUCAGUGAACAGGCCUUGUGCAGGGUUCCUCCUCCUCUGGCGCCGAGGGACACUCUGCCUCCAGGAACUGAUACCCAUGAAGAGGUGGAGGAGUUGGCCAAACAGGAUCGUCACUCUGUCCUGGGAUCCCAACCACAGCCUCAUCUCUCAUCUGCUGUUCCUUUAUCAGCACUCGCACAAAAUGAAGAGAGAGUCCAAUCUGCCCGACAUAUGACAUCAGUCCUCAGGGCGAAGCUUCAGGGACAGAUUCAGGAUCACGUCCACAUUCGAGGGAACGUCAGCUGUGAGGAGCUGCUGUCUGCCAGCACAGUGGAUGACCCAUUAUCCUCCAUGUUCCCCCAGGAGCUGUUGGGUCUGUCUUUAGUGCCUGUAUUGGUGGUGGCCGGCUGCCCAAAGGAGGCGCAGAGCCUGGUGCUGAAGCUGUAUGACCUGCUGGGAGUGGAUGAUACAGAGGAGCUCCUGAUGGAGGUGGAGGGUCUGAUAGAGGGGAGGAUGAAGAAGUCAGCAUCUACACCAGCACAUGCAUCAGCAGCAUCACCCUCAGAGAGAGAUCAAGCAGGAUGCCACAUGGAGGCUGUGAUGUUUAACAUUCAGCAGCUGGCCUUGGUGAGAGAAGGCAUGUCCAAGCAGGAAGGACAAUGUGAGGGUUGGACCAGGGUGAAUGGAACCAAGCUGGUGGGGACAGCUGUGGAAGGAUCCACAGGUGAACUGGAGGAUGCUGUGGGCAGCUGUGAAAGACUGGGAUUCCUGUGUGCUGGUGUGACCAGCAGUGGGCCUCUCACACCUGGGAUGUACCACGCAGUGCUGAAACAAGGCAGCCGCGUCCUGCCAUCCGAAUCCACUGAGUGUGAGUGUUGGAUCCGUCAGUGCAGCGCCAAGGAAGAUGUUUUGUUCAGAGCAGCCUCAGGUCAGCGGAUGAAACGCAGUCCCCAGAGGAGCUGCAUCAACAAAAGCGAGGAGCGCGUGUACAAUGUGGUGGAGUGGAUCCCUGCAGUCAGCACCCUCUACAACCUCGGCACAGCUGUGUAUUACGCCUCGGUCAACUGCUCUGAAACAGCCAAAGAGAGGGCCAUCCUCAGCGCUGUUGAUCUUGGAACAGAUGCCCUCAUGGUGGCCACGGGCGGGACUGCUGGGGUGGCGGGCUACGCUCUGGGUGCAGGGGUGAAGACCGGUGUGAAAGCCGGGGUCAGAUACCUGCUCAACUCCAUGAAGGAGGAGGAUGACAUGCUGGUGAACCAGGUCAGCUGGGAGGAGGGAAUCAUCACCGUCCAGUAGACCGAAGGAUCAACAAGCCAGCCUCUGAAGCUUUGACGAUUCACACUGACAUUUAGAUUCAGUUUUAACGAUAGAGGAUCAGCAUCUGUUAGCUUAUAUAUUUGCAGAAUAACAAAUAGUAAUGGCAGACUUUUUAUAAUCUAGAUUGGUCAGAAUACAAGAGUAUACAUUAAUGCAUUUUCUCAGUGGAAUAUCAGACUCAAGUUUUGAAAGGGGAAUAUAGCUUUGAUUUGUUUGUGUGACCGUGCAUGCACAAACGUCAUUUUACAUAAUUUUACACAAAAGCUAUUCUUAUUAUAAUUACUACCAUCAAAUCAAAGCUAAUGACCUAAUGAGAAUUCAGAGUAAAAAAAUAAAUGCCAUUAAACAUUAAUUGUAAACAGUCUGAUCUAUAACCUCAAAAGCUUUAAGCACUUGUUUAAAGAUAGUCUCUUCUUGUGAGUAAUGGAUAAAGUAGUUGAAAAAUGUAUUGGGCAGCAACAGUGAAAAACUGGUCUCAGGAAACUAAACCUUCAAUCCCUCAAUACUUUGAUUUUGCCUGUUAUCAGUGUCGUCUCCUUUUGUUUCCUUUCUUUUUCUCCCAUCAAAUCCUAUUGCCAGUCAGAGUCACAUUCCCAGCUCUGGUGUCAUUGCAGGGACAAUAGAUUGACAACUAAAUUUUGUUAUUUUAUAUGUUUUUUCCCUUUAAAUGUUAAUAAAUUGUGUAUUAAAUUUAA
Messenger RNA from Acanthochromis polyacanthus (spiny chromis), 2250 nucleotides. It is a transcript of the gene apof, whose product is annotated as apolipoprotein F. Lineage: Eukaryota; Metazoa; Chordata; Actinopteri; Pomacentridae. The transcript is spliced from 2 exons. Gene Ontology annotation, biological process: cholesterol metabolic process. The record is from RefSeq and is a predicted model, not a curated record. Bases 215 to 1534 code for a protein of 439 amino acids.